Messenger RNA from Coregonus clupeaformis (lake whitefish), 1122 nucleotides. RefSeq names its product tripartite motif-containing protein 29-like. Gene Ontology annotation, molecular function: zinc ion binding. The transcript has 2 exons. Lineage: Eukaryota; Metazoa; Chordata; Actinopteri; Salmoniformes; Salmonidae. Bases 1 to 1122 code for a protein of 373 amino acids. The record is from RefSeq and is a predicted model, not a curated record.
AUGGCAGCUGCUAAUAUUUCUGUUGCUAGGGACCAAUUCUGUUGUUCGAUCUGUCUGGACAUAUUGAAAGAUCCGGUGGCAAUUCCCUGUGGACACAGCUACUGUAUGGAUUGUAUUGAGGGCUGCUGGGAUCAGGAUGAUCAGAGGGGAGUCUACAAAUGUCCCCAGUGCAGACAGACCUUCUUCCCAAGGCCUGUUCUAAACAGAAACACAAUGCUGGCUGAAUUGGUGGAGAAAUUGAAGACAGGACUCCAAGCUGCUCCUCCUGCUCACUAUUAUGCUGGACCUGAGGAUGUGGAGUUUGACGUCUGCACUGGGAGAAAAUCCAAAGCUGUCGAGUCCUGUCUUGUGUGUCUGGCUUCUUACUGUGAGACUCACCUCCAGCCUCACCGUGAAUCUGCUGCCUUCAAGAAGCACAAGCUGGUCAAAGUCUCCACACAACUACAGCAGAAGAUCUGCUCUCAUCAUGAUAAACUGCUGGAGAUUUACUGCCGUACCGAUCAGCAGUGUAUCUGCUAUCUGUGUACAAUGGAUGAACAUAAAGGUCAUGAUACAGUCUCAGCUGCAGCAGAAAGAAAUGAGAAACAAAAUCAUGUGAAAUUGAAACAGGAAACACUUCAACAGAAAAUAAAAGAUAAACUGGGGGAGAUUAAGAAGUUCCAAAAAGCUAUAAUGUCACUUAAACAUUCUGCACAGACAGCCGUGCUGGACAGUGAAAGGAUCUUUAUCGAGCUGAUUCGCUCCAUUGAGGGAAGGCGCUCUGAGGUGAAGGAGCUGAUCAGAGCCCAGGAGAAGGUUGAAGUGAGUCGGGCUGAAGAACUCCUGGAGCGACUGGAGCAGGAAGUGGCUGAGCUAUGGAGGAGAGACUCUGAGCUGGAGCAGCUCUCACACACAGAGAAUCCCAUAGAUUUCCUCCAGAGGUACAAAGACCAUUCCAACCCUCCUUUGUCUGAAGUACUGUCUACCACCACUAUCAACCCAGGCUGUGACUUUGGGAGGGUGAAAAAAUCUAUGUUAGAAUUGAAGAUGCAACUGGAGAGCUACUGUAAGGAGGAAGUGGUGAAAAUAACCCUUGCAGUGCAAGCUGUUCAAAUGCUGCAGACAAUCCAAGUGGGCAGAUGA